GGAAACAUACCCCCCGAACAGCGACAACCACGCGUUCAGGUAUUUCACAUCACUGCGGUGGGCCUUGGCGCAGCUAGGGUUCGGCGACUCGCAGAUCUACCCCCAGAAUUGGCUGGAAAGCCUGUUUGCAGUAUUUUUCUCCGUGAUUUGCGUCAUCACGAUGACCCAUUUGAUCGGCUUGAUCAUCACCAGCAUGAUCAGGCUACAAGACGGCAAGCGGGAGGUGACCGCGCAGGAGGCGGACAUGCGUGAGUACCUCCGCCAACACGAGGUCAGUUACGACCUCCAGGACCGCAUCUGGCAGGUCUUGCGGGAAGUGCAGGGCGACGCCCAUCGGACGAAGGAGGAAAACGUCGACCUCAUCAAGCAGCUGCCCAACAGCCUGGAGAUCGAGCUCCGUGCCGAGGUGUUCGUUCCCACGCUGACGUGCCACCCGUUCUUCGGCGUCUACGGCGUCAGCGGGGCGGACCCCCACGCGAUGUACAACAUCAUCAGGAAGCAGGCCUGCGCGGUGAGGCAGCUGGAGGCGAAGCAGGAG
Messenger RNA from Prorocentrum cordatum, 538 nucleotides. The record is from the annotation of a GenBank genome assembly. Lineage: Eukaryota; Dinophyceae; Prorocentrales; Prorocentraceae.